Messenger RNA from Ornithodoros turicata, 5624 nucleotides. RefSeq lists its product as uncharacterized. The coding region runs from base 44 to 5569 and encodes 1841 amino acids. The transcript is spliced from 26 exons. NCBI's taxonomy places the organism in Eukaryota, Metazoa, Arthropoda, Arachnida, Ixodida, Argasidae. Gene Ontology annotation, biological process: lipid transport. The record is from RefSeq and is a predicted model, not a curated record. Gene Ontology annotation, molecular function: lipid carrier activity.
GCACACGCUCAUCUGGGCCCGGUACAAGCGAAGGCACAGCAGGAUGCGUGUGGUCUUCGCUUUCCCACUGCUGCUGCUCCUGGCAGCGGCGGCCAAUGCACAGUUUUUCCGCAUCGUGCCAAAGCAGGGAACCACCGUGUUCAAGGUCCGCGGUAUCGUGACCCUCACCACGCCCGAACUCUCGGGACACUCAAGCUCUGCACUGGAGUACGUCGGUGAACUGGCCGUCCGCAGGCUGACCCAUGACAACUACGCGGCUCAGUUCCUCACGUUCAACGUAAACAAGUACAACAGGACGUUGAACACUGUCGACACUCCCGUCUUCGAGGGCGUCCCGGAGGUUGAGGACUACAAGGAGCUCUUCGACCAGCCCAUUAACUUUGUCUUCAAGCAUGGCAAGGUUCUGGCCUACUACGUCCCAUACUACUCUAAGAUUUGGACCGUGAACAUCUACCGUGCAGUUCUGACCCUCUUCCAGAGCGCUCCUGUCGACCCACGCGUCAUCGUCGACGCUCCCAAGGUGUUCUCUGUUUACGAGGAAGCAGUGAACGGUUUCUGCCGCGUCCAGUAUGAGGUCAAGGUCGAAAGCGACAUGGAACUCGAAAUCAACAAGGUCCAAUUCCUCGACGACUGUCAGAGGGAGCGUCCCAUCUACGCUAUGGAUGACGCUGAUGUUCAGGGAUGCCCCGGAGUGUGCAGCGAACACUACCCCGAGAACUUCCUGCCCGGCUACCAAGGAGAAACCCCGCUGCACUACAAAGCAAAGCCAGGUUGCCCUGUCUCCAUGAGGCCCACGGAUGUUCUCGUCAAUGUUCACUCCUACAGCCACUACAACGUGAGCAAGUCCUACCUGCAGAACGUCACCGCGGAGACGGUCGAUGUCUUGCGUCAGUACGGCGGCAAGGUGACCGCACACACCAAGCUCUCUCUCGAAGUCCUUCACCGCAAUGGACCCGAGAUCGUCAAGUACAGGCACACCACGAACUACGACUUCCUCAACUUCACGUUGCCCCGCGUCUACAACGACCUCGACGUGCCCAUCUACACCCUCAUGGUUUCUGACGUCAAGGACCUUAGCCCAGAAAAGUUCAAGCAGAUGUUCGACGUCGCUGUCAAGGAGUUGCUCGAGCUCACCAAGGUGGACAAAUCCGGAGAUCCCAAGAAGACUCCCUCUCUGCUUCUUCAGCUGGUUGAAGCUCUGAGUGCCAUGACGGACAAACAAGUGCUUGCUACAGUGCCAACUCCCCUGAAAAAGUCCCUCAAGGAAUGCACUCAGGACGAACAGCUUAUUAGGGGUCUGUACCUCGACCUUCUGAGCAAGGCUGGUAGCAAGUCCGCAGUCAAGGUCUUGCUUGAGCUUGUAGUCAGCGGAAAGCUGACCCACUUCGAAUCCGUCCACGCUCUGCAGGACGUCGCCGCAUUCAAGGCUUACCCAGACAAGGAAUACGUCGAAGAUCUUGUCGAUGUCUGUGUUCAGAAGAAGGCCAAGCUGUCUCCCUUGGUUCAUGCUGCCGCUUGCGCUGCGGUUGGCAAGGUCAUCAGCAAGGCCUGUCCAUCCAAGAUCGACAUGCCGCCCUACGUUCCCAAGCCUCCUCAGGAUCUGGAUGGCCCAUUCGUCAGGCCUAACGUGACCGAACCGGAAAUUGAGCCAGAGAUUGAGCCUUCUGCGGCUGAGCUUGCACAACAUAAACUACCACCAUUCGAUUACAAGACAGUGAACAACUGCGUUGUCGUAGACCUUGAGAAGCACGUCAAGACUCUGACCCUGGCCCUGGAAGCCAGCAAAGAUUUCAAGGAAGCAGUUGCCUACGUUACCGCUCUGGCAAAGGCCGCAAAGCCCGAGGUGCUCCCCAGCCUUUUGGGCUACCUGAACGGCACCGCUCAUAACCUGAAGUACUUUGUUGACGAAGCUGAAAGCGUGGAAGAAGCCGUCGUGUUCUUCAGGCAGCUCACUCUGCUUGCUCUUGACGAAUUCGUCAAGUUCUAUCCCAAGGAGCUGAACCCAGUUGUCCGUGCUCUUUACCUGAACACAAGCGAGCCCACUCAGCUCCGUACGCUGGCAUUCGACCUCUGGCUCAAGACAGUGCCCGAAAAGUGGGAGAUCCAGAAGGUCCUCGUCACCGCUAAGCUGGACGACAGCCUCGAGCUCGGCAGCUACGUUUUCACCGCACUCAAGUCUGUCCUUCACAGCAAGCUCCCAUGUGAACAGAUCCUGGCCAGCCGCGUCCACAGUGUGUUCAGGCAUGUCAAGCACUUGGACCUUGGCUUCAGGUACUCUCACCUCUACAAACCCAGCGUAUACAACUUCAAGAGAGACCUCGGUGUCGAGGCUGCCCUCAAGAAGAUCGCAACCAACUCCUCACGUGUCGCUGCUAGCCACCUGAGCCUUCUGUACAACCUCGGACCUUUCUAUAGGACGCCCAUUCUUUACUCUCUCCUGCCCAAGGGAGGCGAACAACUCGUUGCUGAACUCAUCGGUGAGGAAGGUCUCCUGUCCCUUGUCUCCAAGGUUCUUGGAGGACGCCCCGUACCUGAGCCACACCGCCAGCACAAGGACAUUGCUGAAGAGCUGAAGAUCGUUGAUCGCACCAGUGAGUCUCCCAAGGCUGCCUUCUUCUGGAAGUUCCUGAACGGAGAGACUGUUCUACCCGUUGACAAGAAGUACCUGCAUGUGCUCAAGCUCGAACUUGUGGAGUGGGUCCGUCAGCUGGUCAGUGGAGGCGGCAACAAGCACUUCGUGCGUGUCGUGCUCCCAGCGAAGCAGUACCACGUCGAGCCGACCAGUCUGGGUAUCCCCUUGGUUCACUCCGUCCUUCACCCAGUCGUGAUUUCUCUUCGCGUUGACAAGCUGAAGGUCACCUACGAGAACAUUGUCAAUUCCGCCGCCCCCGCAAAGCUCAUAGUCACCGGAACCUUCCACCCAGCUGUCCUGUCACUGCGCCAGACUCGUGUUGUCGCCGCCGACCUCGAGAAGUUCCACUCCCCAAGCGUCGUUGUCAGUGACGUCAAGGAAAUUGCCCUUCAGUCCCACGUCAUUCUUAGUUACUACAAUGCCACCAGGAGACUGUUCUUGGAAGUAAAGCCCAAAUUCAACCGCAUGCUUCUAUCCACUCACUGUGUUGAGCACAACCUUAAGUGGCACCUCCUUCUCAGCGGAUCUCCCAGUGAGCCAUGGCUGGACUAUAGCAAGUGCUACAAGAGCUUGCCCUUCCCUUACACACACAAGCGCGACCUCUUCGGAAAGGAGCUUGGCAUGGUCAUCAAGGUGAACGGCACCAGUGAGAAGCCAGGAGCAAGUCUUCCCGUCUUUGGCAGCCCUAAAGCUAUGGCCGAAGGCUACCUACAGGCUCUGUUCCAAAAAUUCGCUAACCUAGGCUGGAAACACCAUCAGUACACCGUCGGACUCGAAAGUUACACCCGCAACCCGGUCGACAGGUGGCGCCUGCACCUUCGUUGCACCAGCAACCUUGACGAGCUCGAUGUUGGACCUAAGCCCCAGCCUCCCUGCCCAUGGUGCGAACCCGUAGAACCUGCAGUUAAGCCAGUCCCAGAACUGAUGCUGCGCUCCAUUCGCAUGCGUGAGGUUACGGACGACACUGCAAAACUUGUUAACUUUAUGGAGGAGGACGAUGACACGGCCGCUGCUGCAUUCUACCCAGAGUUCACGGGACUCGACGAGAUGCACGAUGGUCUGCAGGUACUUCUCAACAAGACCCAGCACCCUCUGUACAAGACUGGAUACCAGCACAACGCCACCGUUGUCCUCGUCGGUUGCUACGAGUUGCAACUCAAGAGGCUUCUCAAAUUGGUUCUGACCGAAACUCACACCCUCGAACGUACUGCCAGGAAGUUCGCCAUGCACCUCACGUCCGACUUCCUCCCCAAGGAUCUCAAGCUGUACGGAAACGUGACAUACCCCGAAGUGGACAGUUACUUCAACCUGGAACCAGCUUACAUCGGUACUGACUUCGUCAACGCAACUCUUGUCGCCACCCUCCUUGAGCCCAAGACCAGCCAGGAGGAGACUUACGUGUUCUACUACAACGCUACGAAGAGCGAAGAACAACUGGUUGGUUUUGCCAGCUACCACUACAAGCCUCUGCUGAAGUGGUUUACGCCUCAAUGUUUGGCUGACAUCAAGGCCGGAAAAACUGUGAGCUACGCCUGCCACAAAGCCCUCGUCCAUGACGGACACCUCGACCAACAGGUCCUUACUGUCACCCUUCCAGAGAAGGUGAGCCCAUGCGUCAAGCAGUUGUCCCACGCCGCCAUUGACUUGCUCAAGUACUACCUGUACCCGCGCGUCGUGUUCCAAGGUGUCGUUCCACCCCUGUCCCCCAAGAAGGAACUCGUCUUCUACUUCAACAAGACCCAGGCCAAUCCAUUCGUUACCGUCCUCAACGCCGAGGCCUACCUUCCCCACGAAAAACUGAUCGUGAAGAACCUUCCAGUGCCCAAGUACUUCUCUCCGAACACUGCCCUGACCGUGGAGGAACGUGUUUUGAGGACCCUGACUAAGGACAACCCACUUCAGCCCUGCGGUGUCGGCAAGUACGCCGUUAGGACCUUCGACAACCUGACCUUCCCCUUGGAAGUGCGCCAGAACUGCAAGUACCUGGUCACCCGCGACUGUUAUGGAGUCUCAAAUUUCAGCGUCGUUGUCGAACCUAUCGACAUUAGGACUAGUCUGAAGAAACUCUACGUGCAAUUGUACGAUACCGUUGUGGAAAUCCUGCCCCCAGCCCUGUACUCUCCUGAAGUGAUGCUGUUCGUUAACAAGACGACCUACGUGGCUACUGCCCACAGGGAUGUUGUUCUCAAGUUCAGUGAUGUGCACAAGUUGUUGGUUCAAGUUCACCGCUCUCCCAACCCACGUGAAGUACCCACCGUCAUUCUCAAGACUACCAACAACAUGCUGGAGCUCAACUUCGACGGAUACAACGUCUACGUUUGGGUGAACAAGAAGUACCAGCGCAAGACGUGCGGUGUCUGCGGCAACUACGACAACGAGGCCUCGCACGAAUUGCUCACGCCAGCAAACACCGAGGCCAGAAACUACACGCAUUUCGUAACCAGCUACGCCUUCGGAGCUGAACUCUGCAAGGUCCCCGUCUACCCUGUCCCAUCAGUUCACUCUGAACUUCUCCGUGAAAGCAUGUACAUCCGUGGCAUGGGAAACAGCCCUCGCCACCCCUUCCUGCCCGCGUUCGACGACAGUGCAGAACUACCACCUGCUGAAGAGCUCCGCUCAUGGGAGUCUAGGGAACCAGAAGUCGAAGAUCUGUACGAGUGCUCUCUCCAUCGCACCCUGAAGCGUUCCGUCAACAGGAACUUGUGCUUCAGCAAGGUCCCCGUUUACGCGUGCAAACCCACUUGCGUCAAGUCCAACGGAACGAAGACGAAGGUGCCCUUCGUGUGCGUGCCAAAGAAAUCCCCCGAAGCUGCUGAAUGGCUUCGUCUGCUCACUGCCAACGAAGGCGUCCUUCCCGAGAGCGCCUUCGAAGGAAAGGACUUGGAGGUCCGCGAGGAGACUGUCCUGGUGCCUGGAAAGUGCCUGCCCCUUGUGUAAACAUGUACAUCUUUAGAGUAUGAUUGAGUAAAAUAAAAACAUCGAUUGAUUCCAA